This is a messenger RNA of Calypte anna (Anna's hummingbird), 659 nucleotides long. RefSeq names its product TUB like protein 1 (gene TULP1). NCBI's taxonomy places the organism in Eukaryota, Metazoa, Chordata, Aves, Apodiformes, Trochilidae. Gene Ontology annotation, biological process: protein localization to cilium. The record is from RefSeq and is a predicted model, not a curated record. Gene Ontology annotation, molecular function: actin filament binding. The transcript is spliced from 3 exons. Gene Ontology annotation, cellular component: cilium. The annotation marks the transcript as partial.
GAAAACCAACGUUUUGGGGUUUCAAAGGCCCCAGGAAGAUGACAGUCAUCAUCCCUGGGAUGAACGCCGACAACGAGCGGGUCCCCAUCCGUCCCCGAAAUGAUAACGACGGGCUCCUGAUGCGAUGGCAGAACAGGAACAUGGACAACAUCAUCGAGCUGCACAACAAAGCCCCCGUGUGGAACGAUGAGACCCAGUCCUACGUCCUCAACUUCCACGGAAGGGUCACCCACGCAUCCGUCAAGAACUUCCAGAUCGUGCACAGCAGUGACACUGACUACAUCGUGAUGCAGUUUGGACGUGUGGCUGAUGAUGCCUUCACCAUGGACUACAACUACCCCCUCUGUGCCCUGCAGGCCUUUGCCAUCGCCCUCUCCAGCUUCGAUGGGAAGCUGGCCUGCGAGUAGGACCCCCACCAGGGGCCACCAGGAUCCACCAGAUGCUCCUGCAUCCCCAUCCUGCUCCGUCACCCCACUUUCCACCUUCUGCUGGUGAACCUCCUGAGGGGGUUGGAGGGACACGGUGCCCACCAUGGGACACUCAUCCAGCCACUGCCACCCUCUCUGGGCCCACUGGGGACAGAUGGCUGCUCUGGGGCAGAUGGCAGAGUCAAGCCUGGGGUAUAUUUAGCAGAUGAGGCUGACUGCGAGCCCAAUCUU